Molecule: messenger RNA, 2073 nt
Organism: Malaya genurostris
Lineage: Eukaryota; Metazoa; Arthropoda; Insecta; Diptera; Culicidae
Exons: 8
Coding region: 36-1760 (574 amino acids)
Biological process (GO): proteolysis
Molecular function (GO): serine-type endopeptidase activity
Source: RefSeq, a predicted model, not a curated record
UGAAACCGAUACAGUUUGUGUGUUUCGAAGUGAGAAUGAAGGUCUUCAUUGUACUAGCGCUGUGUGUGGCAUCCGCAUUGGCGGGCCUCGAGGAAGAUCUUUGGUUGGAGAAAAACAGUGUGCGCCCUUCCGGCUUAGAAAGCUUCAAGGAGCCACGAUAUACAGGAAGAAUCGUUGGUGGUAAUGAAGUUGCUAUCUCCAGUUUCCCGUAUCAGUUGUCACUUCGUUCCAACGGUAAUCACAUCUGUGGAGCUUCGAUUAUCUCAAGCAACUGGGCUUUGUCGGCCGCACAUUGCACUCAUCCGACACCUGCUGUUAGCACGAUUACUUUCCGCGGUGGAAGCGCCAAUAGAAACAGUGGUGGAACCAUCUUCCAGGCGGCUCAGAUUGUGAACCAUGGAUCGUACAAUCCAAACACUAUCGAUAACGAUGUCUGUGUUAUCCGAAUCACAACGUCCUUCACCGGAACGAACAUUUCUCCAAUCACUAUCGUUCCAAGUGGAACCGGUAUCGCUGCUGGUACUCGUAGUAUCGUAUCUGGAUGGGGUCUGACAACCCCGGGUGGAUCCUUACCGGUCAACUUGAGAGCCGUCGAUAUUCCUGUUGUUGCUCAAAGCACCUGCCAGAGUCAGUGGGGAUCUGGAAGAAUCACCGCAAACAUGGUUUGCGCUGGAGAACCCGGUCGUGACUCCUGCAACGGAGAUAGCGGUGGUCCGCUCGUUACCGGUGGGCGCCAAUUCGGUAUUGUAUCCUGGGGUGCUACACAAUGUGGCGGUAAUCUGGCUGGAGUAUAUGCCAACAUUGGUGCUAGUAGCAUUCGUAACUUCAUCAGUUCGAAUACCGGUGUUUAUGCAUCCUAUAUAAGUCAUGAUUCAUGGUGGCACUGGCCAUUAAGAUUGUUUUUGCGGUCUAGGGAAAGUCGUGCCAUGAAAGUUUCGAUAUUCGUUUUUGUGGUUUUCGCGGUGACCGCGGUGUGCGCUGAUUGGGCGGAUGAUGCAUGGCAGGCGCACCAGUUGAUCCCGAUGGCAGCCAGGAUAUUCGCUUUGAAGCAUUCGAAACGCAUGAUUGGACUGGAGAAAAUCAUCGGCGGACACAAGGUUGAUGUGAAGAAUUUUCCGUACCAAUUGUCGCUGAGAAGUAAUGGAAACCAUGUUUGCGGAGGAUCAGUGAUUUCACGCAGCUGGGCUCUGACGGCGGCUCAUUGCCUAUACCCGGGACGAGAUGUCACGACCAUUUCACUGCGAGCUGGGAGCAGCGGUCGGUUGGCAGGUGGACAGAUCUAUAAUGUGACACGAAUAGUUAUCCACCCGCAAUACGAUCCAACGCUGUUCAAUAACGAUGUGGCAGUGUUAAAGGUGUCAACGCCAUUCAGUGGACAGCAUGUGGCACCGGUUCUGCUGGCUCAAGAAGGAUACAACCCCGCCGAAGGUAUUCGAGGCGUGGUGUCAGGAUGGGGAAGAACGCUUACAGAUGACAGCCUACCGACAGUACUGUAUGCCGUUGAAAUUCCAAUUGUUGGAAAAUCCGUUUGCUCCCGUUCUUGGGGAGAAUCGCUCUUGACCGACAACAUGAUUUGCGCUGGCCAGUUGGGUCGUGAUUCGUGCAACGGCGAUAGCGGCGGACCGUUGGUAUCCGGCGGCCGUCAGAUCGGUGUGGUAUCCUGGGGAUCGACGGAUUGCGGAGGACCACUGCCCGCAGUUUAUACCCAUCUGGGACGUGCUGACGUCAGGAGGUUCAUUCGUCUCGUCACCGGUGUUUAACUGGAAAUUGGAAGCGUGCGAAUUCAAUCUUAUCGAUAAUUAUUUACCACAUUACACUGCUUCGCUUAUCGAUCAAAUGUUAUGAUUAUCGGCACCAGAGAAGAAAAAAAUAACAGCGGCGCAUACUGCCGGUAUUAAAUGCUUUGAAUGACGGUAGUUGAUUAGAUAAUAACAUUUUAGUGCCAAUGAGUUAACGGAGAACAAGAUAGGUAGCUGUAAAUUUUAAUUGACCAGACGCAAUCGUAUUAUUAAAUUGGAAUUCUACUUGUGACAAUGUGACUGAGAGUUUUUACCUACAAAAGAAGUAAAGAAA